Messenger RNA from Phalaenopsis equestris, 1154 nucleotides. Its product is annotated as ethylene-responsive transcription factor 5-like. Gene Ontology annotation, biological process: regulation of DNA-templated transcription; ethylene-activated signaling pathway. The transcript has a single exon. The coding region runs from base 233 to 988 and encodes 251 amino acids. NCBI's taxonomy places the organism in Eukaryota, Viridiplantae, Streptophyta, Magnoliopsida, Asparagales, Orchidaceae. The record is from RefSeq and is a predicted model, not a curated record. Gene Ontology annotation, molecular function: DNA binding; DNA-binding transcription factor activity.
GGCAAAUAAUCCCCAAUUAAUUAUCCUUCCCUAAAAUCGAACCCUAGCUGUUCCCCACCAUUGUCCCCAUCCCGUCACCCUCCUGUCGAAACCUUCCCGCACAAUAUUUCUCAAACUCAUCUCUCUUCCCCUUCUCCGAAAUCCCCGGUGCCCAAACCCCAUCCUUAAAUAAACCCCUCAUGCCCUCUUCUCCUCCAUCAAAAUCAUUCUCUCUCCCAAAAGUCUCUGCUCCAUGGCAACCCUACCCAUCUCCCCUCUCGACCUCAUCCGCGAACACCUCUUCGGCGAUCCCACCGACAUCCUAUCCGAACUAUUGCCGGAGUCCGGCGAUCUCACCAUCUCCGAUUACCUUCAUGACAUCGACGAUGAUCCGCGAGGCACUGGAUUCCGAUUCCCCGAACCCGCGCAGAAGAUGAUUCGAUUCGGAGGCGAUCGGUUCGAUGUUAGCCUCAAGCUCGAUGUCCCCCACGCCGCCGCUCCGAAAGUGGAGUGGAUAGACGGCGCCGUCAGUGGGACACGUGCGACGGACUGCUUUGACGGAAACCGUUAUCGCGGCGUGAGACAGAGGCCGUGGGGAAAGUUCGCGGCGGAGAUCCGCGAUCCCAAGCGCCGGGGAUCUAGGGUUUGGUUGGGAACGUUUGAUACCGCGGUGGAGGCCGCGCGUGCGUACGACCGCGCCGCGUUCAAGAUGCGUGGAAGCAAAGCGAUUCUAAAUUUUCCGAACGAGGUCGGCAGCUCGGAGGAUUGCGUUCCAAUGCUGCCGGAAAAGAGGGGGAGAGAGGAGAUGGAGGGGGGAGAAGGGAGGGCGGUUAAGAAGGAGAGAUUGGAGGAAUCUGAGUGGAAUAUUCCGGCUGAAGAACCGUUGACGCCGUCAAUUUGGUCGGCCGUUUGGGAGGGAACGGAUGUGAAGGGGGUUUUCAGCUUGCCGCCGCUUUCUCCACUGUCUCCUCUCCCGCAGCUGGGGUUUCCACAGCUGGCGGUUAUUUGAAAGUUAACGGCGGGCGUUACCGUUGAUUGAAAAUUAGUUUUUUGUUGUGGAUUUUUAAAUAUUGUAAAAAUGGCUUUUAUUUUGUAAGAUAAUUAAGUGAUUGGCAGGCAUUAUAUAUUGAACUGUUUUAGAAGGAAAAACCAAAUGGGGGGCAUUUACACACACA